AUGGAUAAUUAAUUAAAUCGAUCUAACACAGUUAAUAUUGAUAUUAGUUGUAAGUCUUUUUAAAUUAUUGAUAAGCAUACAAAAUAGCAUCUACUCUUGAUACUAUUAAAGAAUCUUAAUUAGAAAGAAAGAGAAAUCGAUCAAAGCGAAGAUUUCAUGCAGCAUCGUUUCAUAUAGGAAAGGAUGUAUAAAAUAAUUAGGAAAAAGGAGAAAAACAAAGAUAAGAAGAUCAUUCAUUAGAUUAAAUAAGAAGAAAUUAUGUACAAAAGAUGAAAGCAUUCCCUAAGAUUGAUGCUUAUAAACAUCUCAAAGGUUAUUUAUAAUUGUAGGAUCAAGAAGUUAAGAGAAUCAAAAAUAAUACUAAUUAAUUAUCAUUUGGAACUCUAUAUCCUUAGAAUGAACAAGAGGAGAAUUAAUUAUCAAAUUUUUUGGUUGGUACAUCUCCAAUAAGAAGAAACUAUUCUAAUAAUCGUUAUGUAUCUGAAAGUCCUGCAAGAUUUCUUCAUAAUUAAGCUAUACCAAAUUUAGAUGAAUAUUUAAAAGAUAGAAAAGCUAGAAAAUUAAUAAGAUAGACUAUAACAAAAAAAGAAGUAAUUUUAUAAUAUGAAUUUUUAGCAACUUGAAUAAUAAAUAUAAGAUCUUGAAAAUAAAAAGUUUAAAUUACAUGAAAAGACAUAAGAUCCUAGAAAUCUGAGUUUGAAUGAAUUGAUUGAAAAAUAAGUACAUAAGUAUAUUCCUUAUAAAUUUGAUGCUAAAGUUGAUACUCGUAAAUUGUAUAAUUUAAUAGUAUUAUUUAGAAAUACAGAGAAAAUUAUUAAAUCUACAGAAGAAGUUCCUAUGACUAUGUUAAAAGAAAAGUUAUUGACUGAUAAUAUUAAGACUAAUGGGGAAAUGUUUAGUAGUAUUAAUCCAUUAUAAUUAUAAUUGUACUCUAUAACAGAUAAGAUUCUUUAAUUUCAUAAAUCAAAAUGUAAUUUUUUUAAUAUUAAAGAAAAGUUCAAUUCUGACAUGAUAAAAUCAUUGUAAAAGAGUGAUCAUAAUAGAAGAUAAACAUUAUUUCAUAAACAUAUGGUUUAUCAUUAAGAAUAAUAAUAUGCUAGUAGUUAAAAGGAUUUAUUUUAUGUACAAUAAGAAUUAAUUGCAAAUUUGAAUUAAAGAAUAAAUUAUAAUGAAAAUUUAACUAAGAAAUUUUAAAAAUUAAUAACAAUUUUGAGAGAUGGAUAAAUUGAAUUAGAAGAUGAUGAUUUAUCCAUUUUAAAUGAUCUUAGAUAUAUUAUUCUUAAAGGAAGAAAUUUAAGUGAUGAAGAUUUUCUAGAAUUAUUAAGAUUAAGAAAUUUUACAAUUUCUUUAAGUUGUUUAGAAUUAAUUGUGAAUCAUCUUUUUCCAAAUAGUAAAAAUGAUAUAAUCAAAGAAUACAAUGAAAAUCAUUGUUGA
Molecule: messenger RNA, 1434 nt
Organism: Paramecium pentaurelia
Lineage: Eukaryota; Ciliophora; Oligohymenophorea; Peniculida; Parameciidae
Source: the annotation of a GenBank genome assembly